Molecule: messenger RNA, 2329 nt
Organism: Callorhinchus milii (elephant shark)
Lineage: Eukaryota; Metazoa; Chordata; Chondrichthyes; Chimaeriformes; Callorhinchidae
Gene: rac1a
Product: Rac family small GTPase 1a
Exons: 6
Coding region: 186-764 (192 amino acids)
Biological process (GO): actin filament organization; small GTPase-mediated signal transduction; regulation of actin cytoskeleton organization
Cellular component (GO): cell projection; cytoplasmic vesicle; plasma membrane
Molecular function (GO): protein kinase binding; GTPase activity; GTP binding
Source: RefSeq, a predicted model, not a curated record
CCAGUUCCUGACACGGGAGCGGCCGGAAGUCAGUCAGUGAGCGAGAGAGAGAGACAGAGAGAGAGACAGACAGUGAAGCUCAGGGCGGCGGCGGCGACGACGACAACAACACCACCGAAGUUGGACGCUGUAGUGAGAGGGAGAAGAGAGGAAAGGGCCGCACUCGACGCUGACCUCGGGCCCCAAUGCAGGCGAUCAAGUGUGUGGUUGUGGGCGACGGGGCGGUGGGUAAAACCUGCCUGCUUAUCAGCUACACGACAAAUGCAUUCCCUGGAGAAUACAUCCCCACCGUCUUUGACAACUAUUCAGCCAAUGUUAUGGUUGAUGGGAAACCGGUCAAUCUCGGACUGUGGGAUACGGCUGGACAGGAAGAUUAUGACCGGUUACGUCCCCUUUCUUACCCACAGACAGAUGUCUUCCUAAUCUGCUUCUCACUGGUGAGCCCUGCGUCAUUUGAGAAUGUGCGUGCUAAGUGGUACCCUGAAGUGAGACACCAUUGCCCAAGUACACCAAUUAUUCUCGUCGGGACCAAGCUUGAUCUACGAGAUGACAAGGACACUAUUGAGAAACUGAAGGAAAAGAAAUUGGCUCCAAUUACCUACCCACAAGGACUUGCCAUGGCUAAAGAGAUUGCUGCCGUGAAGUACUUGGAAUGUUCAGCACUGACGCAGCGAGGCCUUAAAACUGUGUUUGACGAAGCGAUCCGAGCUGUUCUCUGCCCUGUUCAAACAAGGCAGACGAAGAAGAAAUGCCUUUUGCUGUAAUCUGUUCUUCUUGAAGCUUUUUACCAAUUCCACAGGGCAUCCAGGUUCAAAUAUGCCAAUUAUUGCACCUCUCUUAUAAAUUCAGCCCUCCUUGAAAUCUGUUUGUGUAGCCUUUACAAAUAUACCCACAAUGCUUCCAUUAGUUAGUUUCAGAAUGAAACCAAUCUACCUUCUGUAUGUUUGUACUUAAUGAAUAAGGUACGGAUGUCCUGUCCCCUUACUGCCUUAAUUUUCCACCACAACUGACAACAUAGAAUUGUAUUUGCAUUUUUGCCAAAGUAUCCACCAUAACUAAAGAUGUACAUCAGGUGAACUAGAAAUACUGUAUUCCAAAUCUGAUCCUUCCACUAUAUUGUACAGUUUACAGGUUACCAUAUACCUCCACAUACCUUCCACCCAACAUUGAAUAUCUGCAGCAAAACAAGGAAAGGGUCUAUUAUUAUUAAAUAAAUGUUGCUGAACUAAGACGGUUAGCUGUACUCAAGGAAGAUAAAAGAUGCUUCAUUGAUGCAGAGAUUUGAUUCAAAGAGCAAUCCAGUCAGAUGCAGUUUAAAAUGUUGAUCGAAUUCCUGAUGAUGAAGACAGCAACAAAUGUGAUAAUUGGGGAAUUUUGGUGUUCUCUACUAUAUACUUAGAGAAAAAGAGUUGGGGGAGCGUGAGAUAAAUGGAAGGAGGUGAAGAAUUUGUUUUAAGCAUCUCCAUUCCACUUAAGAGCAUGAGUGGAGAAAGUAUGCAGAAAAUACAUGUUUAACAACAAAGAGAAAAUGUUUACUCAGUAGAUACAAUGGUGGGAGUAGGAUUUUGAUAAUGUGGCAGAAUGCUGGAGCACUAAAGUUUUUAAACUGAGAGCUUGAUUUAUUGAAGACUAUUGACCAGUUCCUAAUGAACGUUACUGCUUUAGAUAAGUUUUAGGGCAUUUGUAACGUACUUAAUGUAUGUUUUUAAAAUGGUUAUUCCCACAAAUGUUACUCAAUUAAACUCUUCUCUUCCAAAUAGUAAAUCUAAACCAACUAAUAUUGGGAGUGUUCUUUCUUCAAAAAAACAUUUGAACACAAAGAUUCCACAGGUUGGGAAGUAAUUAAUGGGGUUUUAUAUAUUCCUAAAAUACAAUGAGCUUUUGACAGAUCUGCAGGGCUGCUUGACAACUUACUCACACUUAACUAUUUAGUGAAGAUGAUUUCAGCAUCAAAAGUAUCCAUCAGGUCUUUAAUUCAAUCUGUGCGAGGGUAGGUUGAUGUAAAACUUACUUCUCUGCAUCAGUCAGGGUUUGGAAGCUUUGAAGCCACAGCAUCAACACCAUGUAUUACUUUUCAAGUUCCAGUAUCUUUAUCUAAUACUUAAUGUAUAUAUUCCCAAUAUUUUCUAUUUGCUGUUUAACAAUCAUGUCCUAUGGUUCCUGAUUAUAUUUUGGAACAACGGAAUCCAGGGAGUCUUUAAAAAAUUCUAAUUUUUUUUAAACAAAAUUGUGAUUUUAAUGUUGAGAGACAAUGGAAGCUCUCUACUUUUAUUGCUAUCUGUAUGUUUGAAAUCAUUUGUGUGAUUUGAUUAAAAAUUGAAUACAGGAA